AUGCUGCUCUGCUUCGGACCUUGGAGCGGUCAGGCGUUCCAGUACCCAGAAGUGUUCCGGAGCCAGACAGUAGUUUUCAAGGGCGCCAUUGGGAGGCAGCCAAGCGGAGGCCUUCGCAGCCAGGGAGCCAUUGGGAGACAGUCAAGCGGAGCCCUUGGCAGCCAGUGCUUCAUCGGUGUCAGCCAGCAGCAGUCCCUGCAGCAAGCCCCAAUCGGGGUCGUCCUCGAGCCAGCAGCCCUCUACGGCAUUGGAGUCGUGGAGCAGUCCCAGCAGGUUGCGACGGCAUCGCCGGCACAGCAGGCGGCACCGCCAGGCGAAGUGGUGAUCUCACAGGGCAGCCAAAGUGUCACCCUCCAAACCACUCGGCAGCAGCCCAUCGUGGUGGUCUUCCCACAGCGAGGGAGCCCGUCAGCCUCACCAGAGAGCCCAUCUCCAUUGCCGGACAGCCCAUCUCCAAGUCCAGAAAGCCCCUCGCCUUCAAUCGACAGCCCCUCGCCCGACAGCCCACCGCCGUCGCCUGACAGCCCGUCUCCGGAGAGCGCAUCUCCGGAGACCUCGCCGUCGCCUGACAGCCCGUCUCCGGAGAGCGCAUCUCCGGAGACCUCACCGUCGCCAUCAGGCAGCCCAGCUCCUGACAACCCCUCACCAUCACCGGACAGCCCGUCACCAUCGCCUGAUAGCCCAUCGCCUGACAGCCCAUCUCCAGACAGUCCGCCUCCGGAGAGCCCAUCUCCGUCAGCAGACAGUCCAUCUCCUGAUAGCCCCUCGCCAUCACCUGAGACCCCUUCGCCUGACAGCCCAUCUCCAGACAGUCCGCCUCCGGAGAGCCCAUCUCCGUCAGCCGACAGUCCGUCUCCUGAUAGCCCCUCGCCAUCACCUGAGACCCCUUCGCCUGACAGCCCUUCACCUGACAGCCCAUCACCAUCGCCAGACAGCCCACCGCCGUCAGCAGACAGUCCAAGUCCUGACAGUCCAUCACCGCAGCCAGACAGCCCAUCACCGGGCAGCCCAUCCUCUGACAGCCCAUCACCAUCACCAGAGAGCCCACCGCCUGACAGCCCAUCGCUGUCACCAGGGGGAGAUGGGAGCCCUCCUUCCCCUUCGGAGAGCCCCUCGCCCUCGCCAGACAGCCCCUCUCCAUCCCCAGACAGCCCUGCUUCCUCGCCGGCUGAUGGAGCGAGCCCGGCUGGUGCGCCUGAAACAGCAGCGGUCAGCCCGUCGCCGGGGAGCGAGUCGCCCCAGCCCAUUGUCAUCACCCAGGGAGGCCAGACGAUCACUGUUCAGAGCAGGGGCGCGCCAGGCAGCUCAGGGGAGCAGCAGCAGCCUGUUGUGGUUGUCUUUCCGCAGCAGCCGGGCCCAGGGCCGGAGCAGAGCCCAACGGGCGACACCACGCAGCUGAGCAGGGGCGGAUUGGGUGCCACAUCCCUUCCUUUGUCGGUGGAUCAAGGUGCUGCUGGUGGAGGGAGUGGGCAGGCGUUGCCGCCGGUGAGCACGGCAACAGUGGUGUCCCAGAACCUGUCCUCGCAGGCGCAGCUUCUGGCGGACACUGUGUUCAAGCCGACACCAGACGCGGCCAACAGCAGGGUGCCACCGAGCUCCCCGGUGUCUGCCAAUUUUUUGAAGGACGCACCUUCUAGUGUGGAGACUUUUUCGCUGGGGCAGCUUGCGCGGUCGCCCGGCCCAAAUGCAGGGGGAAGGAGACUCUCACGAAGGUUGUGA
Coccomyxa subellipsoidea C-169 is the source of this 1719-nucleotide messenger RNA. RefSeq lists its product as hypothetical. The record is from RefSeq and is a predicted model, not a curated record. NCBI's taxonomy places the organism in Eukaryota, Viridiplantae, Chlorophyta, Trebouxiophyceae, Coccomyxaceae. Bases 1 to 1719 code for a protein of 572 amino acids. The transcript has 5 exons.